This is a messenger RNA of Botrytis byssoidea, 12399 nucleotides long. RefSeq lists its product as uncharacterized. NCBI's taxonomy places the organism in Eukaryota, Fungi, Ascomycota, Leotiomycetes, Helotiales, Sclerotiniaceae. Bases 1 to 12399 code for a protein of 4132 amino acids. The transcript is spliced from 3 exons. The record is from RefSeq and is a predicted model, not a curated record.
AUGCGUCCAACUUCACUUCCAAAGUGCCUGCUGCAGGUUGCAGCUUGUGGUAUUGCACUCAUUCCUUUCGCUCACGCGGUACCAGCUACUGUUUAUUCAACUGUCACUCGUUAUAGAAUUUCAGUCGUUCCACAAUAUACGACUUAUACUGAUGUUUCUUUUUCGAUUCUUACCUAUACUGCACCCCCCUCGAUUCAUACCGAAUAUGUCACUGCCACAGAAGUUAAGCGUAGAACUACGACUAUCUUCGAUGGAACGACAACUGUGAUCGAGCCGGCUCAAACUGUAUUUGCAUCAGAAUGUGGUAGCACCACACAGUCUUCUUCUGCGGUCUUUUCAUCGGAUAUUAUUAGCAGUUCAACUGUAUCUUCUGAAUUUACUUCAUCUUCUGGUUUCACUAUUCCACCAGUUAACAAUGCCAAUUCUGGAUCUUCAUUUACUAGUGAAGUGUCAUCAACUUCAGUUCCACAAGUCACUUCCGAGCCACCCAUUACAACUACUGAACCUGCAGUAACAGAAGUGGUCAGUACCGAAGAACCAGGGGUUACAACUCUGCCGCCUUCGGAGCCAACUCGCGUUUCAUCUGCCGAUACACCGGCUGGUACUUAUAAUGCAGUGGACUGUUAUUCAGAUGAAGAGGGUACUGGCUUUCCAUUGGCUCCACCUAUCACGGAUAGUACCGAUCCAAGUACUUAUGACACAGUCGAUCACUGCCUUGAAUUCUGCUCUACAGCUAAUGGAGGCAACCCAUUUAGAUAUGCAGGAAUCGGGCCAGGACACUGUUACUGUUCAAAUGGAUUGCUUGAAGCUGAACCAGCCACCGAUUGUUCAUAUCCAUGCCCAGGUGAUUCGACACAAAUAUGUGGAGGAAGUCCUCCUCCCACUAGAAGACUCAGACGUCGUGCACCUGGAACCUCGAUUAUUAUCUACGAGUUGGCUGGAUACGUUCCUCCAACAUCAGUCGUUUCUACAGAUGUUGUUCCGACUGAGACAACAGGACCCAGCUCAACGAGUGAAAUCAUUGCCACUGAGGAACCUGGCGUUACUUCUACAGAAAUAGUUCCUACCGAGACUCUUGGAGCCACCUCUGCGACUGAAAUUAUUGUCACUGAGGAGCCAGGGGCUACAUCUACGGGAGUUAUUCCAACAGAAACUUCAGGACCUUCAACAAGUGACGUUAUUGUUACCGAAGAGCCUGGAGCUACAAGUACUUCAGAAAUGAACACAGAAGGACCAGGAGCCACCAGCACUACUGAAGCUGUCAAUACUGAAGAGCCAGGAGUGACGAGCACCUCGGAACCCAUCGUCAGCACUGGCGAACCAGGAGCUCCAACUACUACUGAUGUCGUCAAUACUGAAAAAUCUGGAGCUAGUUCAACAGAGGCAGCGAGUAGCACUGGCACAGGUAUUCCACCUGUCAAUAAUGUUGGGUCUGGCACUAUGACCACUAUAGCCACUACUGAUGGUAUUGAAUCUACCACUGAGGUAUUCACCGAGCCAGGAGCAACUACCACCUCCGAAGCCGAAGAAACAGGCGUUAGUACAACUUCGGGAGUUGUUAAUACCGAGGAACCGACAGCUAUUACAACUGAAGGUGUCAUUAGCACUGAGCAACCAGGAGUAACUACCACGUCCGAGGUUAUCAACACUGCAGAGCCUGGGGUAACCACAACUUCAAGUCCGGAAGAAACCAUAGCUACAACGACUUCUGAGGUUGUAAAUACUGAGGAGCCAGGAGUAACUACAACGUCGGGGGCUGUUAUUAGUACCGAGGAACCAGCCGUAAGUACGAGCUCAGAAAUUGUGAAUACCGAGGGGCCUAGUCUUACUACAACUUCUAGUCCGGAAGAGACUGAGAUUUUGAGUACCGAGGGACCUGCAGUUACAACGACCUCGGAGGUUGUAAAUACCGAAGAGCCAGCAGCAACUUCAAGUGCCAGCCCUGAAGAAACUGGGCUAGCUACCAGCACAACUGAGAUCAUCAACACCGAAGAGCCAGGAGCAACUUCAACUGUCAGUCCCGAAGAAACCGGACCAGCUACUACGACUUCUGGGGCUGUAGUCACUGAAGAACCAGGAGUUAGUACAACUUCCGAUGUACCUGGGGGCACAAGCACUGGUACUGGCAUUCCACCCGUGAACAAUGUAGGAUCUGGUACCAUGACAACAACCACAACAACUGAAGUAGCCGAGUCUACUAUGGAAGCGGGGUUGACUACUGAAAUUGAAGUCACGACGACUACUCCUCUCUCCACAAGUGCGCAAGGAGUAGCAUCUACAAGCUCUUCCCCAGCAUCCACAUCUAUUGCACCUCCUUCAUAUAAUUAUGUCUGUGCAAGUAUACCAAAUCUGUUCAACGUAGUUAUUGAUGAACCUGGCAAGCCAAAACAAUGGUUAUCUCAACUUAACUAUCCAGAUAGUGGAACUGUUGAAGGUACUUGGGGCUAUGAUACAUUGCCACCCGUAUUAUCGCGCUCUCAAGCAGCUCGUUUCAACAUUGGAUUUGGUAACGCAUUCCAAGCAAAACGUCAUUCUGAUAAUGCCCCAAUCUCAGGUGCUGUGCGAUUGACCGCUCUAGGAUCACCUCUUCAACUUUUCACUGCGGACCAUAUUUCAGACAGCAUGAGAGUAUUUACCGCCAGUAUUGGUGCAGAUUGUUCACUUGGCUUGGAUAUUCCGAACACUGGAGACAAUAUUAUAGCUAUAUGCAGUGGUGUAUUCACUAUCCUGACACCAGCUAAGCAAGCUCAAAGAGGAGAUGCAUGUACUCAAGUUCGAGCUUUUGCUGUUACAGUCAAUGGACCUUCAUCGACAUUGUCAACAAGCAUUGCUUCAAGUACAGGAUCAAGCACAGGAUUGUUUGGUACUGAAGUAUCUGAAACUGGAGCUUCUUCUACUCCAUUGAUCGCAACAACUAUACCAUCUGGAACUUCCGGUCUGGUGACAGGUACUUCAACCUUCUCGCCUAUCACAUCUUCAACUUCAAUUGCUGGAUGUCCUGUUGCACCAUUUUUCAGAAUCUUGGUAAAUCAGACGGGAAUGCCAGCACAAUAUCUGUGGGAUCCUGUCUCAUUUGGUGAUGAUGCUUUAUCAUUCACCACAGAUGCAUCAAAGAGUUUGACCUUCUCAUUAUCACCUACUACUGGCCAACUUCAAUUCAAUAUUGUAGAUUUCUUUGGAAAUCCUGUAUUAUUGGCAUCUAAUCAAGAUACCCACAAUGCUGGAAAUGAAGCAAUUUUCUUCUCUACUGCUACCAAAUAUCAACAACUUGGUUACCAACCUGUUGUAGCAUCUAUCAAUCCAGAUUGUUCCAUCGGUUUGACAUUACCAUAUAAUGCCGCUAAUAUUAUCCAAGCUUGUCAUGGAUCAAUCUACUUGAUGUUGUCACCUGGAGCAGGUUGUGUAACUGUUUCAUUGUUGAUGUUGCCUUUUGAUCCUUCGGCUACAACCACGGCUAUUACAUCUACAACCGGAUCGCUAGCUACCAGCUCGCCCGACUUUACGAACACACCGUCCGGGGUGUCCAGUUCGUAUUCUUUUAUAUCAUCUUCAUUUUCAGACCAGUCAGUUUUUACAACGCGAGGAACUCUGACUUCUUCGACGGUUGGUUCCUUCAUUAGUUCUUCAGCAUAUGAGUCACCUAGUAAAUUUGCCACAAAUUCUUCCUCUAUUAUUAGUUCAUAUUAUCCAUCAUUUACCUCCGAUUCAUUCUCACAAUCUGAAUCCGCUUUACUAUCUCAAACUCUGCAAACUUCUUCUGAACAAGAAUCCCAAAGUGCUUCAUAUACUUCUGAUAUAUUCUCGUUAUCGACUGUACAAUCUUCAUCCAUCAUUGAAAGCUCAAUAUCUGCAGGCUUUUCUUCAUAUGAAUCCAGCUUGGCAUCAUUUUCGGCAUCUCAAUCUUCUGGAUUCAUGACGAGCUUCUCUACAACUUUACUCUUAAGUUUUGAACCUUCAGAAACUCAAAGCACUGCUAUUCCAUCCGUUUCGAGUGCUGAGUCUUCGAGCUUCGGAGAUGGAACUUCCACUGGUAUUCCACCAGUUAACAAUGUAGCUUCUGGUACGACGACAACGACUGAACAAAGUAGCUCGUUUGCUUUGGAAUCAACAUCCCAACCUGAAAUUACUUCUACUUUCGUAUCUUUGUCUGUGUCACAAAAAUCAUCUUUACCACAGUUCACAUCUACUUUGGGGCCAUCAUCUUUAUCCGAAAAUUCUUCCACCAUUGGACAAUCUUCUUUGCCUCAAACCACAACUUCUUCCGAGUUUGGCGAAACAUCAUUUUUGCAGGUAUCUUCGAUCGAGAUCCCCGUUGGCUCUUCUACUUUCUCUCUUGAGAGUUCCGGUUACCAGACUGUAUCUUCCCUGACGAGUUCAGAGAGUACUUCUGAAGCACAAGAGAUGACAUCAAGUCUUGAAGGCCAAUCAUCUAUCUUAACUUCAGUGUUAGAGACUUCUAUUCCAUUGACUACCUAUGUUUUACCAACCUCAACAGAAAGUCUACUUUCGAAUACAGGAAAUCCGUCAACUUUUGGAUUCGAGUCCUCAACAGGAAUACUCUCCAAUUUGGAAUCAAGUACAGUGAGCCUACAAUUAUCUUCGACUGAAACACUUGAUUCGUCGAUCAUAACUCAGAUCUUCUCCACGAGUAUCAUUGCGUCUUUUGAAAGUGGUUUCCAAUCGUUUAUAGAGACAUCAGUUCAAUCAUCUGGCGCCGUAGGUAGCACAGCUGUUUCCUCCUCCUCGGCAUCAUCCAUCAUUCCUUCGAGCAAUGUACAGUUGAGCACACUUGAUGAAUCUAGCGGUGUCUUGUCCACCACACUUGUUAUUAGUUCGUCCGAGUCCGUAUCUCCAAGUAUAGAGACAUCUUUUGGAAUAACGAGCACCUUCGUAGGAACACCAAGUCAAUCAUUCGAGGCCUCAAGUAAUAUUGGAUCGAUUACAUCUAUAGAGACUUUCAUUAGCACCACUAUACUUAUCGAAUCAAGUAUUGAACCGACUCUCGGGGCUACCAGUAGUGUUAUAGGAUCGCCCAGUCAGUCAUUCGAGGUUUCCAGCAAUAUUGGAUCCACUGUGAUUACAGAAACACUGGUUGGCACAUCUAAUGCUAUCGAACAAAGUUCAUUGCCUAAUGAAAGUAGUACUGGUAUUCCACCAGUCAACAAUGUAGCAUCUGGAAGUACCACGACGACGACUUUGGACAUUCAAUCUACAGGUAAUCUCACAACUGAUCUUGGUUCUGUUAUUUCUACGACUGGUACAAUCGAAUCCAGCUUGGCAGAAGGAUUUAGCAGUACUCUAAUUGCAAUUUCGACAUCCACGGGGUUUGGAUUUGUUAUUUCAACACAGAUCUCGGAGAGUGCAUCUGAGAGUACCAGUCUUGGAUUCACAAGCAGUAUUGAAUCUGUUGUCUCUACGAUAGAUUCAAUCGAGCCAAGUCUAUCUGAGGCCACCAGUAAUGUCAUAAGUCCUAUUCAAACUUCCACGGGCCUUGGAGUUGGUACUUCAUCACAACUAUCGGAGAGUGUAUCGGACAGUGUCAGUCUCAUCUUUAUAAGUAAUGUUGGACCGGUCAUUUCUACGACAGGUUCAAUAGAACCUAGCUUAUCAGGAGGGGUUAGUAACACCAUAGGGCCCAUUGAAAUAUCUACAGGUAUUGAAAUCGUUACUUCGACACAAGAAAGUGUUACUUUCGAAUCAACGAGCAGUUUUGGAUCUGUUAUUUCCACGGCGAAUCCAAUUGGUCCAUCCAUCGAGCCCAGCUCAACUGAAGUCAGUGACCCAGCAGGUACUACCAGAACAAGUACGGAUAUUAGUCAAUCAGAACAGCUAUCAGAAACCUCCAAUUUAAUACCCACAUUCACAGGCACGUUCGAGGUGUCGGUUUCGGAAGCAGGUCUUGAUGGUACUGCCCAAAUUACCUCCGGAUCUAAUUUGGCCCAAUCAAGCAGCCUACCAGCGGCAACGAGUGAAUCUUUAUCCUUGAUGACGAGCAUUUUCAAUCCAUUAUCUAGCUCAACUGAAAUUGCUAGCACAUCGGAGUUAUUGAGUGGAGAACCAUCAUUGAUAGUGACUAGUAGUUUGCCAGUCGUCACCAGUGAAUUCACUUUGAUUCCGACGUCCAGCGCGAUUAAAAUUAUCACCACCUCAGGAUUGCUAAGUGAAGAGCCAUCCUUGACUUUGUCUAGUAGCUUACAAGCUAUCACCAGCGAAGCGAGUCUAUUCAGUUCUGAAAGUGUUUUCUCCAGUACAAUUGAGAUCAUUACUGGUAGUACCUCUGAGCUAUCUACUUUGGAGUCAUCUUUCUCUUCGGGAGCCGCCAGUGCACCUGCAUCUUCCACAUCAGAUAUCUCAAUAGUGCCUUCUACGACAACCGGAACCAUUGGAUUGGAAUCUUCCACCAUAGAACCUUCAUUGAUUUCAUCCAGUAAUUCCGGAUUCCUGUCUGAGACGGCCAAUUCUGCUUCUGCAAGCUUCACUGGUACUGAGUUAACUUUUGGUAAUGGUAUUGGACAAAGCGGUAGUAUUUACACAUCCACCACUAGCUCUGGCUUUGAAACUUUGACUGAGACUGCUGUAUUGAGUACAGAAGCCACCUCGACUCUCUUAAUUGUGUCUUCCACGGGGAUUGGAACGACUGAUAGUGGCUUUACACCUUUGACUAGCGCGAUUCUAUCUACCAUAGUUUCUGAACCGAUUGAUAGUACUUCUUUGCCCGUCUUAGAAUCUCAAUCGAUAUCUCCAUCGAUUACUGCUAUAACCCUUGAACCUUCUAGCCUUAGCAGUACACUGGAAACUAGCCCUGUUAUAUCUCUCCCACAGUCAUCAUCAACCGAAAUUGGUAUUAGUACCUCAUCACUGGUGAAUAGUGCUUUGGAAACAUUGAUUGGUCAAUCACUGGGAGAGUCAAAUACUUCUGGGUUGCCUGGAAUAUCGACCGGUAUUCUUGAGUCCUCAGCUAUUUCUACAUCUAUACCAACGACGACCAUUGAGAUUAUCACAGAUUCUGCUCCUUUACAGUCAGAACCGGCUUCAUCUUUCACAAAUGUAUUGACCCCAAGUGGUUCUUCAGCAGCAAUAACCAGUCUUUUCUCGGAGACCACGAGCAGCAUAUCAAGUAAGAUUACAACAUCUGCAGAAAGUAAUUUGGUAUCGUCUUUUACGUCUCAAGAAACUAGCAGCAAUGAUUUCCAGUCACCAAUUCCAUCCCUUUCGACAACUAAUUCUUUGGAUAUCUCAUCAUCACCUUCUGCCGUUUCCGAAAUUGAGACUAUCAGUGUUACUCAAUCAACGAUACUUUCGCUCGUCGAAAGUGAAACACUGCAACCUUCAGACUUGGUCUCUGCUUCUAGUUUCAUCCAAACCUCCAGUCAGAUCACGUCAUCCGAGAGCUCAUCUCUUCCCCCCAUGAGCAUUGGAAAUUCGGAAACAAGUGGCAUAUCAUCGACUCCUAUUGCGUCAAUUGGCUUCAGUAGUACGACUGAGCCCCUUGUAUCCACAUCCGAUGGGGCUCUCAGUGUGAGCUCUGGAUUGAGUGAGUCUUUUAUAGCUUCUUCGACCCUGACCGAUUCGGAUUUUACUUCAAUCUUGAUACUUUCUGAAGGAGGUAGCAUUGGCUCAUCGGGCACAACUGUCGGUGAAAGCACUUCUCUGGUAACUACAGAGGCUUCCUUAUCAAGCGGUUUGGCGGCUACUUCAACAGGCCUAUUAUCUACUUCAAUUCCGUUGGAAACUUUAACGCUAUCUGCAAGUACCAGUGAAGCUUUAUCGAUUACUGCAACAUCGAGCGUUUUAUCAACGGCAGCAUCAUCAUUCUUGGAAUCUGGUGCAUCAUCAACGCAAAGUUCCGCUUCCUCAACUCCAUCGGCUUUCUGCGUGGAAGGUACGGGAUCUAGCACCGGGGAUAACUCUGACCUAUGUGAAUUUACUUGCAACUUUGGAGUAUGUACAGAUCCAUGUACAUGUACUGCAUUUGCGGCCUCAGCAGUUGAACCGCCACCCGAGAUCAACACUCGUGGAUAUGCUCUUAGGGAUUUUGAUGCCGAGACAUACGAUUCACUUUGUGACUUUGCUUGUAGUCAUGGAUAUUGUCCUCCUGAUACUUGUACAACCAACUCGAACGGCUCUCCUGUAUCUUCUAUUUCCGUUUCAGCAACUUCAUUCCCAACUUCUUCGGCGAUUGAAAGUGGUUCUACCUUGUCGACGAUUCCAUCAACUUCGACUGAGAACUCAGAAUCCGAUUCAGUAUCUUCAUUCCAACCUUCAUCGACAGUCACUGGGUCCAGUACUGGCAUUCCGCCUGUAAAUAAUGCGGCAUCUGGUAGUGGGACCUCAAGCACCUUCGAAUCCCAGUCAACUAGUGCCUUGGAAUCUUCUGCAAUUUCGAUAGAUUUGAUGACUGAAAUAUUAAGCAAUGGAGCAGGCUCUUCUACCGUUUUCGGUGCAUCGAGUAGCACCUUGACCUCAAUACCAUCUGAAUCGUCAAUAGAAUCAUUGGUGCCAAGUAGUAUUGAAUCAACUGUUGUCAAUCCUGCUGAGACUUCUGCUGGUUUUACCACGCCGAUUCAAUCAUCUCUACCAGCCUUGACUACUGGAAUCUCAACCUCUUAUCCUACCUUCAGUGAUGAGGUCAUUACUCCAUCUAUUGCCAUCAGUACCACGUUAGAAGCUUCCAUAUCGAUACCAAUCGGAGGAACCGAAACUUCCACGCCAUUCAGUGAUGAAGUCAUAACCCCCACGAUUUCUAUUAGCACUACAUUGAUUGGAUCGUCUGUAUUGCCAUCAAAUACUGGAUUUCAAACUUCUUCUACUCCAUUUAGUGAUGAGGUUAUCACUCCUUCAAUAGCUACUAGCACUGUACCAGCUCAAUUCACUAUAUCAGCUUCGAAUAUUGGUAUUGAAACAUCUUCAGGCCCUUUCAGUGAGGAAGUUGUCACUCCGUCUACUGCACCCACUUCGACGCUAUCUUCUGGUUCCAGCAUUGAAGUCAUAUCCCCCGGUAGUUCUGGACCUAUAAGUUCAUCAAUAUUACCUGAAGCGACAAGUAUAAUAGACGGAACUUCAGAAUUCCCAUCAACGACUGGUACAAUAGCUCAGUCUUCAACCGACUUGGUUGAUAUCGAGACUUCAUCGGGCUCAGAGUCCUUGCCAGCUGUUACUUCAUCUCUUCCAACUGAAUUGUCCUCAAUUUUGAGUCUUUCUACGAGCGAAUCCGGUGCCAUUAUCACAUCAAAUACAGGUAUAGAAACAAGUCUUGGGGCUGGAUUCCCGGCCCUUGAUUCUUCAUUCGUACCAAGUACUGGCAUAUCAACAAUUGAAGUCACUUCAUUGCCUACCGAGGCAAGUCAAACUUCCAAUGGCCCAGGAUUUGAAUCUAGCCUUGCUACCACAUCAAUUUCCGGCAUUGAAACGGAAUCCCAACUCGUUACUUCAGCAGCUACGACUUCAUCUCUCCUAAUUCAAGCAUCUCUAAGUGUCGGCACUUCAACCUUUGAAACAAAUUCAGCUCCUGUGUCAACGAGUGGAAUUGAAUCCACUGGAACAACGGUUCCAAUAGUUGGAAAUUUAGAAUCGGGAACUUCAUUUGGAGCCUCGGAAACACCCAUUAGUACUAUAUUGUUAUCAGUAAUUACGGAAAUCGGUACACUGACGAGUGGAUUUUCAAUUUUACCAACUGAGAUCUCUCCUAGUUUGAGUGGCUCAAAUAUUAUAACAAGUGUGCCUUCCGAGCCUACCUUUACGAGUGGUGUCUCAACCACUGAGCUUCAAUUUACAUUGAGUGCUGAGACCUCGGGAAGCAUCGGUGGAGUAUCUGAAUCUUUGAUUGAGACUGCCGGUGUUUUGAGCAGUACAGGCGCAAACACGAUUGAGUCUACGAAUCCGACUGAGACUUCUAUUGCCUCCCAAAGUUCUAACAUUGAGAGUCAAUUGCUUACCACAAGUAUUCCUGGCCUGUCAGCACUCCCAUCUACUUUGGUUGGAAGCUUUAGUCUCAUCGAAAGUUCCGGGAUCAUAUCAAUUCCAUCCAUCCAGUCCACAGAUUCCGUGAUUGAGUCUCAGUCACAGACCACGAUCAUUUCCAUCGAGUCCGAAAUCCCAUCAAGUUCAGUACUAACCCCUGGACCCACGAUAACUUUAUCUUCCGAAAUUGAAAGUCUUUCGGCAGCUCCAAGUACCUCACUUUCAGGAAUACCCUCAAGUACGAUCGAAAUUUCCUUAAUUUCUUCAGUUCAGACUACUCAAUCUUCACUGCCUGUAGUUGAGCCCUCUACAGCAGCCGCCAGCAGUCUUCUUUCUUCGGAAUUAUCAUCUCAACAGCCCCAGGUAUCUUCCAUUGCUUCGAUAACACCAUCAUCUGUGCCCUCACAGUCUGAAAUUUCUUCUACCGUGGAAGAACUCUCAACUGUAGGUACACUCAUUUCUCUCUCAUCUACGAUUGCUGGAUUUGAGAGCUCUUCCGACAUUGUUCUGAGCACAAGUUCGGGUGCCACCUUAUCUGAGUCCUUCUCCAGCAGUCUUUCUCAACUCCCAUCGCUUACGAAUGGAGGAACUGCCACCAGCUCUGCGGCUGUUGAAGCCAGUAGCACAUUUGGUAGCAGCAUUCCAAUUGUUGGAAAUAUUGGCUCGGGAACUUCCCUUCAAUUCUUAGCUUCGGAAACAUCUCUAUCUAUUUUGCCAAGUUCCUUGACAUCAGAUCUUGGUUCUGUAAGCUCUAGUCUUGUGAUCGUUUCAAGCACGGUCAUUUUGACGGUUGAAUCACAGACUUCCGAACCCAAUUUCUCUUCCACCACUUCCUUGAGAAAUACAGCGCCUUUGGAGACAUUUGUUGAAACCUCAUCAUCGCUACCUGAGCUUACUUCUAGCUCAGAGAGUACACUUCCAAAUACUGGAGGAUCACAAGCUAUAUCCUCGACAGAAUCACUUUCCAUUAGCCCAACUAUUGGCUCAGGGUCUCAAUCUAGCUCUGUACAAACAACUUUCGAUUCUGAAGCUUUGAAUAUUAGCACUGAGCAAGUUCUUCCUUCUAAUGAAACCCCUGAAGUUAUCUCAACCACGCAACCUUUGUCCCCUACUACCCUUUCGAGCAGUGGACUUGCAAAUGAGUCUCCCUCAUCAACACAAGGUAUAUCAUCAGUGGCAACUUCGACUCAACUGGGUGAAUUUUCGUCGGAGAUUUCCAGUUCACAAACUGCGGAAAGAUCUUCAUCAAUACAGCAAGGUCUCUCUUCAACAGUAUUGAUUGAACCAUCUCAGCCAGCCAUAUCCUCCGAUUUGACUGGAAGUGCAACAUCUGAAAUCUUAAGUGCAAGUGCAACAAUCACAAGCCUUGAGACCACCGUGAUCCUGAAAGUUAUUUCGACAUCUGCGUCUGAUUUUGGUUCUGAACCUGAAUCAAUUACGGCUUCAUCUGCUACUGAUAUCCUAGUAUCGAUCGCUCCAAGUCUUUCUGCUUCGGCAUCGGCCUCCCAGAUGAAUUCGGGAUCUUCAGCUGGUUUAGUAAAUUCAGGCUUAGAAUCAAUCACGAUAUCGGCUUCAGAAUCCAAUUUGCAGAGCGCAGCUUCGUCCUCAAUACCCAAUGAAUCUGUAAUUCCGGAAGCAUCCUCGACAGGAGGGCUUCUAGGUACAUUCGUUCCAAGUGCUUCUCAGACAAGCUUUGAAGAGUUCACAUCUUCGAGCACUUUCCCUUCAAGUACAUCAUCAUCGGGAUCUUCCUCUACUAUCGAAUCGCUCUCAUCUGCCAGUGAAUCUGGAACCGGGAUACCUCCCAUCAACAAUGUAGUAUCUGGAAGCACUAGCACCAGUACCGCCUUUGAGACCACAUUGCCAACUUCCGAAUCUCAGAUUUUCAGCACUGAGCAACUAUCUGCGGCCUCCAGUACACAAGGUUUAACAGAUUCAAGCAGUUUACCUCUUGGUACAAGUAUAAAUCCAUCGCUCUCCACCUUGGAAUCAGGAACUAGCUCUAGUACCGAGUCAGCAUCAAGCUCUGAUUUUCCUAGCAUAACGAUAUUUAGUACAAACCCCUCGCCAUCAACUACACUCUCUGGUGCAUCUGCUAGUGCAACGUCAUCAUUCGAUUACAUUGGCUGUUCUUCAAACUCAACAGGCACCCUAGAUGGUCCAACAACAUACUCAUCGGAUAUGACACCAGCUAUCUGCUCAAUCAUUUGUUCUGAAUACGAAUACUACGCAGUUGAGAGUGGGGUUAAGUGUGUAUGUGGCGAUAACAUAGAGUCAGGCGGUAUCUUGUCAGGUGCGAAUUGCACCACCACUUGUGGUGAUGGUAAUGUUACUUCAUCUUGUUCAUUGGCAUCUGCAUCUGCUAGUGCCUCUACACUGGUAACAGUACUGAGGCCAAGAAACAUUGCAGCUACGGGGAGGUAUCCUAAGAGGUUGUAA